Acanthosepion pharaonis is the source of this 693-nucleotide messenger RNA. The record is from the annotation of a GenBank genome assembly. Lineage: Eukaryota; Metazoa; Mollusca; Cephalopoda; Sepiida; Sepiidae.
AUGAAUAAUCUAUCUAUCUAUCUAUCUAUCUAUCUAUCUAUCUAUCUAUCUAUCUAUCUAUCUAUCUCUGACAAUGUAUUUUCUAUCUAUCUAUCUCUGACAAUGUAUUUUCUGUCUAUCUAUCUAUCUAUCUAUCUAUCUAUCUAUCUAUCUAUCUAUCUAUCUAUCUAUCUAUCUAUGGCAAUGUAUUAUCUAUCUAUCUAUCUAUCUAUCUAUCUAUAUCUAUGUAUUAAUACUCUAUCUAUCUGUGACAAUGAAUAUUCUAUCUAUCUAUCUAUCUAUCUAUCUAUCUAUCUAUCUAUCUCUGACAAUGUAUUUUCUAUUUAUCUAUCUAUCUAUGGCAAUGUAUUAAUACUCUAUCUAUCUGUCUGUGACAAUGAAUAUUCUAUCUAUGACAAUUUAUUAUCUAUCUAUCUAUCUAUAUAUCUACCUAUCUAUCUAUCCAUCUAUCUAUCUAUGACUGUAUUAAUAUUCUAUCUAUCUGUGACAAUGAAUAUUCUAUCUAUCUAUCUAUCUAUCUAUCAUUGUCUGUUCAUUUUCUAUCUAUCCAUCUCAGUCUGUUCAUUAUCUAUCUAUCUAUCUAUCUAUCUAUCUAUCUAUCUAUCUAUCUAUCUAUCUAUGACUGUAUUAAUAUUCUAUCUAUCUGUGACAAUGAAUAUUCUUCCUAUCUAUCUAUCUAUCUAUGACUAUUAA